CUGCUAUUUGUAGUUCGUACUGCGAAAUGGGUUUUCCUCUCCGAUAGGCGGAAGCCACAAACUUGCUGUCAGCGAUUACGAAGAAGAAGAAGAAGAAGAUCGUGCUGUUCUGGUGCUGUCUUCAAGCUGCAGGGUUCCUGCACGAAGGGAAAAGGAAGGAGGGACUGAAAGAGCGGACGAAGUGAAGGAAAGGGGAGGCUGAAAGAAAAGAAAGGAAGAUGUCGGGCAUGGGGGACGGAUACGUGGGCACAGCCCAAGACGCCGUUAGAAUCCGGAGACUUGAGAAGCAGAGAGAAGCGGAGCGCAAGAAAAUCCAGGAGCUCAAGCACAAGUCCGCCUCUGAAAAAGGCCAGCCCGGCCUCCUCCAAUUCGGAUCCAGCACCUCAGAGAUUCUGGAGACUGCUUUCAAGAAGGAGACUGUUGGUUUGGUGACUAGAGAGCAGUAUGUUGAGAAGCGGGUUAACAUUCGUAACAAAAUUGAGGAGGAAGAGAAGGAGAAGCUUCAGAAGCUGCAACAAGAGGAGGAGGAGCUUCAACUGCAAAAGCGUAAAAAGAGGAGGAUGAAGGGAUCUUCACGUUUAUCCUUUGUUGAUGAUCUUGGAGAUGGAAGUGAAGAUGAGGAUGGGGAAAGCAAAAGCGAAGAGCCAAGCAGUUUUAAGCACGGAAAACUUGGCAAAGAUCCUACAGUUGAAACAAGCUUUUUGCCAGACAGUGAGAGGGAAGCAGAGGAACAGGCUGAGCGGGAAAGGUUGCGGAAACGAUGGCUUCAUGAGCAGGAACAGAUACGAAAUGAGCCUCUUGAAAUCACUUACAGCUAUUGGGAUGGGGCAGGGCAUAGACGAGUGAUCCAGGUUCGCAAAGGUGAUACAAUAGGCGAGUUUCUUCGAGCUGUUCAGCAGCAACUAGCACCUGAGUUUCGCGAGAUUCGAACAACUUCGGUGGAGAAUCUGCUUUAUGUGAAAGAAGAUCUUAUCAUUCCUCAUCAACACAGUUUCUAUGAGCUAAUCAUCAACAAAGCCAGGGGCAAAAGUGGACCGCUUUUCCAUUUUGACGUUCACGAAGACGUGCGUACUAUUGCUGAUGCAACAAUAGAGAAGGAUGAGUCCCAUGCUGGAAAGGUUGUUGAAAGGCACUGGUACGAAAAGAACAAGCAUAUAUUUCCCGCUUCAAGAUGGGAGGUGCUCUCUCUCUCUCUCUCUCUCUCUCUCUCUCUCAGAUUUCUUCAGUUCUCUUUUGUUUAUGGCACUUGGUAUGUCAACCUAGGCUCCAGACUGUUAAAUGAGAUUGUUUUUUGGUUCAUAUUUAGUGUGGGGUGAUGGGUGAAUAUGCCUGCUUGGAUGUUAUUGUAAUCCAGACCAUGGAGAUGUUUAUUGCUUGUAGAGAACUUGUGGCUUUGUAUGUUUCUUCACCAACUAUUUUUCUGUGUUUGUUGUUGCAGAUAUAUGAUCCGACAAAGAAAUGGGAGCGUUAUACUAUUCACGGGGACUGAUUUCUUUGAAGCAAGAUAUUAUAUUUUUGCAACAUUUAAUUUAUAUGUUCUUUAUAGUUACUGAAACCCUUUUUCUUCAGCUUUUAUGGGUGCAAGUUUUGUGUAUCUUUGUACAAUUUGAUUUAGGAACUUAAAAAGGAUAAUUGACCUGCCACUCUCCAUUGAAGUGUAAUGCUCAUUUAAACAAACCCUGUUCCACCAAA
Malania oleifera is the source of this 1692-nucleotide messenger RNA. RefSeq names its product protein XAP5 CIRCADIAN TIMEKEEPER. The transcript is spliced from 12 exons. Gene Ontology annotation, biological process: chromatin organization. Bases 219 to 1316 code for a protein of 365 amino acids. NCBI's taxonomy places the organism in Eukaryota, Viridiplantae, Streptophyta, Magnoliopsida, Santalales, Ximeniaceae. The record is from RefSeq and is a predicted model, not a curated record. Gene Ontology annotation, cellular component: nucleus.